GGAAGCGGGAGCGCGCAGCUGCAGACACCCGGUCCCACGGCAUGGCGGGGGCGGGGCUGGGGGAGGCGCGCGCCGAGGAGGCCGGGGGGUCCCUCGCCCCGGCCCUUUGAGCCCGGACCAGACAGGUAACGUACGAACACACCUAUGUGCCAGCCCCAGUGCUAAGCUGUGAGAAAACGAGGGUGACUAAAAUAAGCAUGGGAUUACUUCCUGCCUGCAGAGGAUAGUUUACGGGGCAGUCGAACAUUAAACACCUAAUCCUGCAACUGAAAGUACAGAUGCAAAUUAUGGCAAUGACUGUGGAGAAUACGAACAGAAAAAGUAAUGGUAAAGCAAAAAAGAUCUCUUUCAGCAAGGGCGGUCAGAGAAGACUUCCUGAAGGAGGUGAUAGUCGAACUGCAACUUGAGAAGUAUGGCAAGGGCCAGAGGAAAUACAUGCUUGGCAGAGGGAGCAGCCCCUGUGGAUGUUUGCGCUGGUAAAGAGCGUUCAGGAAAGGAGGCUUACGAUGGGUCAGAUGCUGUGAUGGGCAUACAAGGUGUAAUGUUUGUGUACGGGUCAGGAGUUCACCAUCUAGUGCUAUAGACAUAAGUAAAGUGCAGAGACGAAGUUGCAUGCGCGAGAUGUGAUAAUGGAUCAUCAUGUUUCCACCAUCAGACCUCGAAGAAUCCAAAACCAAAAUGUCAUUCACCGCCUGGAACGCCGGCGGAUCAGUUCAGGCAAGGCAGGCACCCACUGGCACCAGGUCCGAGUGUUCCAUCAGAACAUUUUCCCCAACUUCACGGUCGUCAAUGUUGAAAAGCCACCUUGUUUCUUGCGUAAAUUCUCACCCGAUGGACGCUACUUCAUCGCUUUCUCUUCAGACCAGACCUCUCUGGAAAUCUAUGAGUACCAGGGCUGCCAGGCAGCCGAGGACCUACUGCAGGGCUAUGAGGGGGAGAUCCUGUCCAAUGGCAACGACCAGCGGUCCGUCAACAUCCGCGGCCGGCUCUUCGAGCGCUUUUUCGUCCUGCUGCACAUCACCAGCGUCGCGGCCAACGGGGAGCACCUGAACCGGGAGUGCAGCCUCUUCACUGACGACUGCCGCUGCGUCAUCGUCGGCUCGGCUGCCUACCUCCCAGACGAGCCUCACCCUCCUUUUUAUGAGGUGUAUCGGAACAGUGAGUCCGUGACCCCUAACCCCCGGUCCCCCCUGGAGGACUACUCCCUCCACAUCAUUGACCUUCACACCGGCCGCUUGUGUGAUACACGUACCUUCAAGUGUGAUAAAGUGGUCCUCUCACACAACCAAGGGCUGUACUUGUAUAAGAACAUCCUGGCCAUCUUGUCAGUGCAGCAGCAGACCAUCCAUGUGUUCCAGGUGACUCCUGAGGGCACUUUCAUUGAUGUGAGGACCAUUGGCCGCUUCUGCUAUGAGGAUGACCUGCUCACCGUGUCAGCUGUUUUUCCUGAGGUGCAGCGGGACAGUCAGACAGGCAUGGCCAAUCCUUUCAGGGACCCCUUCAUCAACUCACUGAAACACCGGCUGCUCGUGUACCUGUGGCGCCGGGCACAGCAGGAUGGUAGUGCAAUGGCCAAGAGGCGCUUCUUCCAGUAUUUUGACCAACUACGGCAGUUGCGCAUGUGGAAGAUGCAGCUUCUGGAUGAAAACCAUCUGUUUAUCAAGUAUACUAGUGAGGAUGUGGUAACCCUGCGGGUCACAGAUCCAUCACAGGCAUCUUUCUUUGUGGUGUACAAUAUGGUGACAACAGAGGUGAUUGCUGUGUUUGAGAAUACAUCAGAUGAGCUUUUGGAGCUCUUUGAGAACUUCUGCGACCUCUUCCGUAACGCUACCCUGCAUAGUGAAGUCCAGUUUCCCUGCUCAGCUUCCAGCAACAAUUUUGCAAGGCAGAUCCAGCGCCGGUUUAAAGACACUAUUGUAAAUGCCAAAUACGGAGGGCACACGGAGGCAGUACGCCGGCUGCUGGGUCAGCUCCCCAUCAGUGCCCAGUCUUACAGCGGUAGCCCUUAUCUUGAUUUGUCUCUCUUCAGCUACGAUGACAAGUGGGUGUCAGUCAUGGAGCGGCCCAAGACCUGUGGAGAUCACCCUAUCAGAAAUUUUUAAACAUGUAAAGGUAGAGGAGUGUGGUGAGCCUCCCCGUACCCAUCACCCCACUUCAGCAGUUGUCACUUCAUGGUCAGUGUUGUUUCAUCUCUUUCCACCACCCCUUCUCUGCCCCUCGCAACUGCCACCCUGGAUUAUCACAUCCCAGGUAUCAUAGUAAUUCACUUGUAAAUAUUUCAGUACGAAUCUCUAAAAGGUAAGGACUGAGAAAAAUACAACCUUAAUACCAUUAUUCCAUCUAUGAAAAUUAACAAAAAUAUAUUAAGAUCACCCGUAUCUAGUGAGUUUUCACAUUUCCCUGUUGUCUUAUACAUAGUCUUUUUACAUUUUGUUCCAGUCAGGAUCUAACAAGUUUUGUAUGUUGUAUUUGGUCACUGUCCUCUUGUCUUUUUUAUUCUAUGGCCUCUGCUUGCCUCUUAGUUUCUUUGCAGUGAAAUUGUUGAAGAAACCAGGUUGUUCGUCUGGUAGUAUUCCGCACAGUCUAGAGUGUGCUCAUUGCAUCCCUGGCAUAUUUAUUGUCUUUCUUAUCCCCCCAUAUUUCCUGUAAGCUGGUAGUUAGAUUUAGGAGCUCAAACAACUCACUUUAAAUUAUAAGCCCUUUGUGUGCUGGGGACUGUGUGCAUAAGGUGAAUGUGUUUUUCACACGUAAAAGCAGGUAAUUGGCCUUAUUUGAUAUUGUCACAAAGCACGAGAUACAUUUCUCUCCUUUUUUACUUCCCUGCCUUUCUGAUUUUAAAAGAUUAACCUAAGUAAUAAAUCUGGAAAUGCCAUUGCCCCGACUUAAAAGAUUUUUCUUGUAAGUCUUAUUUAUUUUUAAUUUAAAAUGAGAGAUGUGAGGAUAUUAAAGUCAUUUAAAGAGGUAAUACCAUUACUCUAACACUUUUAUUGUAUAUUCCAUUCUAGUCUCUGCCAGCAUGCAUGUUUAUGUUUGCACAGUUGUAAUCGUGGUUAGCAUAAUAUUUUGUAGCCUGCUUUUAUUUAAUAAACAUUUUCCCAUAUUGUUACGUAGUCCUCACAGUUACAGUUCUAACAUGGCAUAUUAUUCCGUCAAGCAGGUGUACCAUAAUUUAUUUAACUAUUCUAUUACUGAACAUUUAUUCUCUCUACAUUUUUACAUUAGAACUAAUGCUGUAGAGUAGCCAUCUUUAUGCAUGUCACUAUUCAUUUAAAUUAAAUUCUGAGGGUAUGAGUUCUUGGAAAUGGGAUUGUUGAAUCAAUGGGUAUGAGUAUCUUUAUGUCUACUAUAUAUUUGCUUUCCAAAAGGGAAAUUAUAGAGCUCUUUAUUUCAGAGCUCUUUAUUUUCUAGAACUUCCCCCAGUUCAGCCCCAACCCUGCUGAUCAUCUCUAGUUCACAAGUUCACAGGGCACUUAUUUUGCAUGUGGGAAAAAGGCAUUUAAGUACCGGGAUGGAUAGAAGCAUCUUUAGUCUUACUGUGUUAGAUGAAAAAGUAAAAACUACUUAGUGUUUUGUUUUUGUUUGUGAAAAAGAAGAACCUUCUAAAAAAAUUUAUUUUUAAAAAUGAAAAACUCAGAUAUGGACCUAGACCUGCACUGUCCUGCGGUAGCUACAAGCCUCCUGUGGCUGUUGAGCACUGGUGUCACUGACAUGUGACGAGUGCAAGUUGAGAUGCGCUCAGGUGACACAUACACAUCAGAUUUCAAAGGCUUAGUACAAAAAAAAGAAAAAAAAAUCUCUUUAGUAUCUUUUAUGUCGAUUAUAGGUUAAAAUGAUAGUAUUUUAGAUACCAGUAUUGGGUUAAAUAAAAUAUUAUUAAAAUUAAUUUCACCUUUUUC
Messenger RNA from Hippopotamus amphibius kiboko, 3896 nucleotides. It is a transcript of the gene DET1, whose product is annotated as DET1 partner of COP1 E3 ubiquitin ligase. Gene Ontology annotation, molecular function: ubiquitin protein ligase binding; ubiquitin-like ligase-substrate adaptor activity. The transcript is spliced from 6 exons. The record is from RefSeq and is a predicted model, not a curated record. The coding region runs from base 630 to 2102 and encodes 490 amino acids. Lineage: Eukaryota; Metazoa; Chordata; Mammalia; Artiodactyla; Hippopotamidae. Gene Ontology annotation, biological process: protein ubiquitination; positive regulation of proteasomal ubiquitin-dependent protein catabolic process. Gene Ontology annotation, cellular component: cullin-RING ubiquitin ligase complex; nucleus.